UCUUCCAAGGUAUUCUCUUGUGUUAGUUUAUUAGUUUGGUGCUAACGAACUUUGUUGUAGAGACCACUCUCCACAUCAAUGAUUGAUUCUAGGGAAUAAGGAGGAAGAUUUGCAAGUCAUAGAAGUCUGAAUCUCAUCUACAACACACCGGAUUUGGAAUCAAGUUUUCAAGGGUUACAAUCAAUAGAUUGUUGAACUCUCCUUGUGGAUCUUCAUCGGGAAAAUCCAAAAGGAUGAUGAUGUUGGAAGAGAAAGGGCCGUCUACUACCUGAGUAAAUUGCUGACAUAUACUGAAGGGCUAUAUUCCAUGGUGGAAAAGCUCCGCCUUGAAUUAUAUUUUGCAUGUAUCAAGUUGAGGCACUACUUGCUUCAAACUAAGGUGUAAGUGAUCUUAGAACGGGAUUUGAUCAAGCACAUGUUGACCAAGCCAUUUUUGACAGGAAGGAUAGGCCGAUGGUCACUGACCUUGAGAGAAUUCAACCUCAAAUGGAGACCAUAACAGACAGUCAAAGGGCAAGCACUUGUUGAUUUCCUUGCUGACCACCCAUGCCUGGAAAUUAUUGAGACCUUACAAUGCAUGAUAGAUGCACACACUACACCAACCUUUCAAGAUGAAGGUGAAUGGGUGCUAAAGUUUGAUGGGUCUAGUACUAAAAUGGCUGCUGGAGCUGGGUAGUCAUUCAAUCUCCAAGAGGUAUAAAAACUACCUUAGCUCUUAAUUUGGAUUUUGAUUGCACUAACAACCAGGCAGAAUAUGAAGCAUUGAUCAUUGGCUUGGAGAUCUUGCUUGAACUAAAUGCUAAAAAUAUUCUGGUGGUUGGAGAUUCUCAGUUGGUGCUAAAGCAACUAGCUAGAGAAUACAAAUGUGUUAGUUUUACAUUGGCUCUAUACUACAGUACAACCUUGCAAUUGCUUGAUGAAUUUCAGGAGGUGGAGUUGAAGUACAUUUAAUGAGAUCAAAAUCAUAAGGCUAAUGGAUUGGCCAACUAGCUUCUGGCCUAAUGCUUCCAGAAAGUUUAGUGCAACAAAUCAUUACGGUAGAAAGACGAUCUCAUUCAUCUAUCAGAGAAAGACGCAUGUUAGUUGAAUGUUUAGCUCUUGAUGAUCAGAUGGAGGAUUGGAGGAAAGAUAUCACUAACCCUUUGACAUACCCCAAUAAUCCAGCAUCCAGAAAGGUCAAGGUGUUGGCACAAAGCUACGUAAUGAUCGAGGGUGAACUCUUUAGAAAAAGAGCCGAUGUUUGUUACUUCGCUACCCUAGUUUUAUUGAAAGUAUGAAAAUAAUGCAUCACGUACAUGAAGGUAUCUGUGGUGCACAUCAAGCAAGUCCAAAGAUGAGAUGGUUGAUCAGGAGACACAGCAAUUAUUGACCUACCAUGUUGAAAGAUUGUAUUAAAUAUGCAAAAGGCUGUCAACAAUGCCAGAAAUUUGGCAACAUUCAAAAAGCACCGGCAGCAGAUCUACGACCUAUCAUUAAACCAUGGUCAUUCAGAGGUUGGGCACUCGAUAUCAUUGGAAAGAUCUUUCAGGCCUCAUCUAAGGACUAUCACUUUAUCCUGGUGGCUACCAACUAUUUUACAAAAUGGGUGGAGGCAAUACCUCGAAAAAGGGUCUAAUAGGCAGACGUGGUAGAUUUCAUCAAAGAAUAACUUAUUUUCAGAUUUGGCAUCCUAUAAACCAUCACAACUUACUAGGGGACAAUGUUCACUAGAGGGGAGGGGAGGUCAAAGCAUUUUUGGAGGAUUAUAGAGUCAAAUUGCUUACAUCUACACUAUAUUAUGCUCAGGCCAAUGGGCAGGCAAAAGCUUCAAAUAAGGCAUGAUGCAAUACUACCUAUGGAGCUGGUGAUCCCAUCUUUGAGGAUCAUGAAGCAACAUGAACUAUCUGCCAAAGAAUAUUCAGAAGCUAUGAACGUGGAGCUGGAACAGUUGGAUGAAAGCAUGAUGGAGGCUUUGAACAGCAUGAUAGUCCAAAAGAAGAAGAUAACAAAGGCCUACAACAAAAAAGUGAAGAAGAGAGUGUUCUAUGAAGGCCAAAUGGUGUGGAAGGUGAUCCUACCACUAGGAAUUAAGGACAGAGAGUUGGGCAAAUGGUCUCCAAGUUGGGAAGGACCCUUCAAGGCCCACAGAAUUCUCAAAGGCAAUGCAUAUUGACUGGCAGACCUAGAUGGUCAGCCACAUAGGAUAUGUAUCAAUGG
Messenger RNA from Tripterygium wilfordii, 2196 nucleotides. RefSeq lists its product as uncharacterized. NCBI's taxonomy places the organism in Eukaryota, Viridiplantae, Streptophyta, Magnoliopsida, Celastrales, Celastraceae. The transcript is spliced from 3 exons. The coding region runs from base 1700 to 2152 and encodes 150 amino acids. The record is from RefSeq and is a predicted model, not a curated record.